CACGUGCGGCUCAUGCACCGUUCCCGCUUCUCCUCAUAGCCUGCGAAUCCCGACGUGGCCGCGGGACUUCGUUGCUGUUUCAAAAGAAUCAAAAGCUUUUCUCCAUCUGCCUCCCGGCCCCUUCAUCUCCAUCGCCGACACGGCUCUCGGAUUCCCUCUCCCUCCGGCACCUCUGAUAUCGGUUCGCGCUCUUCAAUUCAUCGGGGCUGCUGAUUCGAUUAGGGAUUCGGUGGGAUUCUCCGUUCGCUCCAUGUGAGGAUGAAAUUCGGGGAGACGUUCACGGAGUACUUGCACGGUGAUCAGGAGUGGUUCCUUGACAAAUUCUCUCAUGUCGAAUACAAGCGGCUGAAGAAGGUCCUCAAGAGCUGCCGCAGUUGCAAGCACUUGGAGAGCUCUUGCUCUUCGGAACAAGACUGUGCCGAUGGCAAUGAGGACAAGCGAUUGUGUCAGUGCGAAAGUUGCUCAUUGUGCGAUCAGAAGUUCUUCACCGAGCUGAUGAAGGAGGCUACAGAUAUAGCUGGAUGUUUUCGCACGAGGGUCAGGCAUCUGCUCCAUCUUCAUGUUGCCACAGGAAAGCAGAGGUACCUACUGUUCCUGCGCCACUGUUUCAGGGAUGAUCAACAGCUCAUGCUUCAGGAGGGAAGAAUGCUGAUUCAAUAUAUCACCAUGAAUGCCAUCGCCAUCAGGAAGAUUCUCAAGAAGUACGAUAAAGUUCAUGGCUCGGUCAGUGGAAAAAAUUUCAGAUCCAAGAUGCGGGCUGAGCAUACAGAGCUUUUGCAGUCACCGUGGCUGAUCGAAUUGGGAGCUUUCUAUAUGAAUUUCAGGGGAUCGAAUUCUGAAUGUUCUGAGGGCUCGAGUCAAUUCUCCUUUGACUUUGAUGCUGCACAACCUGUGAUGACAAUGUCUCUCCCUGAUUCAAUGAAACUGGAAUACAAUCUGACAUGUGCUAUUUGCCUGGAUACUGUGUUCAACCCAUACGCCCUGAGCUGUGGUCAUCUAUUUUGCAAGUUGUGCGCUUGUUCUGCUGCUUCCGUGAUGGUCUUCCAAGGGCUUAAGUCCGCAAGUCACGAAGCAAAGUGCCCGGUUUGUCGAGAGGCUGGGGUAUAUGCCAAUUCCGUGCACAUGCUAGAACUUGAUUUGCUGUUGAAGAACAGGUGCAAGCAGUACUGGAAGGAGAGGAUGAUAGCCGAACGCGCGGAAAUGGUGAAGCAGUCCAGGGAGUACUGGGACCUGCAGACCAAGUACAUGAUUGGAUAUUAACUUCUUUCAGGCACAAUCCAUAUAAUUAUUAUAAAGGCAAUGUAUUGUCAACGUGUUUAUACUGCUUUUAAAAGAUGAAAUUGUUCAUCUAUUCAUUCGUGUCAUAAAUUUGCUGCUGAACAGCUCUGGAAUUCUGCUGAUCAAUCCCAGUAUGGACUUAUGUUUAUUCGCUGAGAA
Molecule: messenger RNA, 1437 nt
Organism: Punica granatum (pomegranate)
Lineage: Eukaryota; Viridiplantae; Streptophyta; Magnoliopsida; Myrtales; Lythraceae
Source: RefSeq, a predicted model, not a curated record